AUGCUUGAAAGAGGCUGGUGGGAGAGGUUAGUUCGUGUAGUAAAGGAACUGUUGAGAAGGACACUCGGUAACGCGGUUCUUACAACCGAGGAGUUGUACACAGUAUUGUGCGACUGCGAGUCAAUAAUUAACUCUAGACCUCUUACCUAUGUGUCGGAAAAUCCGGAUGAUUUAAUCCCACUUUCCCCAGCGAUGUUUCUCAUCGAGAAUCGUAGCUUAGAUGUUCCCGAUGUUGAUUUGUGCGAUUCGAAAGGUCUUCGAAAAAGAGCUAGACAUCGCCAAAAACUACUUAAUGAUUUAAGGCAUAGAUUUAGGAAAGAAUAUUUAGGCCUUCUGUUCCAAAAUAAGAAGGAUCCAUCGUCAGAGCUACGGUUGGGUGAAAUUGUCCUAAUAGGAGAUGACAUCAAAAAACGGAUGCAUUGGCCUUUAGCUAAGGUCAUUCGACUAAUUCCUGGGAAAGAUGACAAGGUGAGAACUGUAGAACUGAAGACUCGAGCUGGUACGCUGCUUCGUCCCAUUCAGCGAGUCUUUCCAUUGGAAGUGCAGUUAACGGACAAACCCACUGAUCCCAUAAACGAUAACUCCUUUACUAAUCCUAUUUCUUCUAUUUCUAGUGAUGAGCUUCAGAUUCUAAUGAUUCUUCUAAUGACUCUAGUAACAUCCUGCAAGGUGCUAAAGUGUCAAGAUUUGGACGUGUGA
This is a messenger RNA of Stegodyphus dumicola, 699 nucleotides long. RefSeq lists its product as uncharacterized. The record is from RefSeq and is a predicted model, not a curated record. NCBI's taxonomy places the organism in Eukaryota, Metazoa, Arthropoda, Arachnida, Araneae, Eresidae.